Molecule: messenger RNA, 632 nt
Organism: Paramecium pentaurelia
Lineage: Eukaryota; Ciliophora; Oligohymenophorea; Peniculida; Parameciidae
Source: the annotation of a GenBank genome assembly
UCAUGGCUUUUGUUAGUAUUACUAAUAUUGUUGUUGAUGACAAAUCCUAACCAUUUACUAGUCCAAUAACAAUGGAUAUAUACUUUGAUGUAAUAGCAGACAUUGAAGAUGAAAUAGAAUGGACGUAAUAAAUUAUUUAUUAAUCUUAGUCUUCUCUAUAUAGGUUCUCCAAAAGAUGAAGCUCAUGAUUAAAUAUUAGACUAAUUUUCUAUGGGACCUUUGACUAAGGGAACUAAGUAAUUUACUCUUGAAUCAAAUCCUCCAGAUUGGAAAAAAAUUCCAUAAGAUGAAUUAUUGGGUAUUACUGCUUUUAUCUUGACUUGUUCAUACAGACAAAGAGAAUUUUUUAGAGUUGGAUAUUAUGUCUAUAAUACCUAUACAUCCCCUGAAAACAUUGAAAACGACCCCUAAGAAGUCAUAAUAGAAGAUAUUGCUAGAUAAAUCUUCAAUAAUAAACCCCGUAUAACUCGAUUUGAAAUUGAUUGGAAUAACCCUGCUAAUUCUGAUGUUCAAUAACAGCCAAUUUAAACAAAAGCUUAUAUGUUUUAAGAAUAAUAAGAGAAAUAAUCAGCUGAUGCAACAGAAGUUUAUAAUGCUCCUCAUUAGAUUUAAAAUGUAUUUGAUUCUUGAUC